This is a messenger RNA of Pararge aegeria (speckled wood butterfly), 912 nucleotides long. RefSeq lists its product as uncharacterized. The coding region runs from base 1 to 912 and encodes 303 amino acids. Gene Ontology annotation, molecular function: zinc ion binding; nucleic acid binding. The transcript has a single exon. NCBI's taxonomy places the organism in Eukaryota, Metazoa, Arthropoda, Insecta, Lepidoptera, Nymphalidae. The record is from RefSeq and is a predicted model, not a curated record.
AUGCAGAGGCGUCACCGAUUGCAGACUUCUCAUAGAGAAAGUGUCAGUAGAUCACGUAGUCCAAUACGCCCUUGUUCUAAUGAAAGACCUGCAUCUGUGACGCCGCGGCCUUCGACUCACGAUGUUUUUAAUAGUGAAUUACUCAAAUGUGUAAAAGAGUCUUUGCAAUCUAUUGCAGCUAUAAAUCUACAGAAUAAAGAAAAAUUUACUAAUAACAACGUAGUUCCGGAGUUCGAUCCUAAAUCAAAAAAUCAAACAAUUGAUACUUGGUUGAAUAAAGUAAAAGAAUGUUCUGAGAUUUAUGGCUGGGAUAGUAAACAGACUACACAUUAUGCCCUCCCAAAACUAGUUGGCACUGCGAAGAAGUGGUAUGAAGGGCAACCUUCAGUGUUGCAUACGUGGGAUGAAUGGGCCCAAAAACUUAAAUCUGCUUUUCCAUCAUAUGAAAAUUAUGGUCAUUUGCUCACGGAAAUGCUAGCAAAAAGGGCAAAGUUUGGGGAGGAUUUAGAAGAAUACUUUUAUGAAAAGUUAAUAGCCUUAAACCGAUGUGGUAUAGUAGGUAGGAACGCUAUUGACUGCAUUGUUUACGGAAUUGAUGAUAGGUCGGUUCGGUAUGGAGCAGAGGCAGUAGGUUUUGAGGAUGUUGAUAAACUAUUGGGCUAUCUGAGGGGUGUCAAACAUGAGCGGUCAGAUAAGAAAUCGUCACGACCCGUGGCUGAAACCUUGCGUAAAUCUGUAAAAAAUGAUUUAGGUAGAGUUAUAAAAUGUUUUAACUGCCACGAAACGGGGCACGUGAUCUCGGGGUGUAAAAAAACUAUCGUAAAGUGCCAAAAAUGCAAACGUAUUGGGCACGACGAUCCUGAAUGCAAAAGAAGUGUCUGGGUAGAUAGAGCUGAAGUCAAAACGUUGUGA